CGAAGCUUUAGAGCUAGCAACCGCUGACCUUGGAAAUUUUAUUGAUUGAAGCUCAGCCUAGCCAGCAACUAAACGUAAUCAGACUCAAUCAUCACCAGUCUGUUAUCCACGAUGCUGUGCUCUCUUUCCGGUGAAGCUCCUCAAGAGCCGGUUGUUUCCAAGUUAUCAGGUGCUGUAUUUGAGAAGCGACUCAUCGAGAAGUAUAUCGAAGAGAAUGGAAAAGACCCUGUUAGCGGCGAGGACUUAACCGUCGACGAUCUUCUACUCAUCAAAUCUUCACGCGUCGUGCGACCGCGACCGCCUACUCUCACUUCCAUACCAGCCCUUUUAUCCACCUUUCAGAACGAAUGGGACGCGCUGGCGCUAGAGACCUACAACCUUAGGGAACAGCUCGCACGGACGCGAGAGGAACUUGCGACAGCCCUCUACCAACACGAUGCGGCUGUACGUGUCAUUGCAAGAUUGACCAAAGAACGAGACGAGGCUCGAGAUGCGCUAUCCAAGGUGACCGUUUCGGCGGGCGGCGCAAGCAGUGGCGACGCUAUGGCGGUGGAUUCUGAAGCUUUACCCGAAGAGCUAGCAGCCAAAGUAGACGAGACUCAAGCGAAACUAUCUAAGAGCCGAAAGAAGCGACCUGUCCCAGAGGGUUGGGCAACAGCAGGGGAUGUUGCUUCGUUCACAGUCGAAACCACAAAUUCCCUUCCCGUUCCCCAAGCUACAACAGUUAGCGUCGAGGCCACCUAUGCCGCUGUAGGCGGAUUGCAGGGCGACGUUGCCAUCUACUCGAUUGAUUCGGACAAGGUUGAGCGUUCACUACAAAUCAACGAACCUGUGACGGAUUCAAUAUGGGACGGCUCCAGGGUCUUCUUGUCGACUUCUAAGGGCUCUGUGAAGGUGUUCGAGAAUGGUAGCGAAAUCGCGUCAUUCGCUGAUCAUGCCGGCCCAGCCACCGGUCUUUCCAUUCAUCCCAGCAAGGAAAUUUUAGCGUCUGUCGGCGCCGACAAGAGUUUCGUAUUUUAUGAUUUAACCAAUUUGAGUCGCGCCACACGCGUAUACACUAAUGCUACUUUGACGACUUGUGCCUUCCAUCCCGAUGGCCAUCUUUUCGCCGCUGGCACCAGCUCUGGCGAGAUCAAGUUAUUUAUGACGAAGACCGGGGAGGAAGCCGCCUCGUUCAACUUAGGGGCUCCUGUGCAAGCUAUCACUUUCUCCGAAAACGGCUUCUGGUUUGCGGCUACAGCAAAGGGACAAACCACAGUGACUAUAUUCGACCUGCGCAAGGAGGGCGAUGCUGCCCAAGCCAAGGUGUUGGACAUCGGAAGUGCAGUGCAGAGCCUAGCCUGGGACUACUCUCAGCAAUUCCUCGCAACGGCUGGGCCCGCUGGGGUGACAGUACAACAGUACAACAAGAGCUCCAAGUCCUGGUCGGAGCCCUUACGAGCAGCAGUUAGUGCAGUCAGUGUUAAAUGGUCUACAAAUGCAAGCAAGCUCGUGGCUGUUAAUGGAGACGGAGUAAUUAGUAUUCUUGCGGCUAAGGAGGCGUAAUUUGGGCUGACCGUCACGGUUUAAAGACGCGAUCAAAUAAGAGGAAAAAUUGGCCACAGUAGGCAAAAAAAAGAUAUCUUAAAUAAUCAUCCAUCCAGUGCUGGUUAUGAUAUCAAAGGCUAAUCCAUGUAUAAUAUAGAAAAUGAAUGGGUCAAUAGCGAUACACUUGAGAUUUUCUGAGGUUGCUUUAGGUACCUACCUAGGCAUCUAGGUAGUAUCAAUAAGUCAAAUGGGCGGGCCUAUGUAAAAGGCAUACUUGAGACAUGGAAAAAGAUCAAGUUUUCUCUGCCACCUAAUGUAAUGUAAAUAUUUUAUGAAAAGCCUCCUUAUUUGACAAAAGCCUAGUACAAUACAAUACACCUCUACAUUCAUA
This is a messenger RNA of Daldinia caldariorum, 1918 nucleotides long. Its product is annotated as Prp19-domain-containing protein. The coding region runs from base 112 to 1545 and encodes 477 amino acids. Gene Ontology annotation, cellular component: cytoplasm; Prp19 complex; U2-type catalytic step 1 spliceosome. Gene Ontology annotation, molecular function: protein binding; ubiquitin protein ligase activity. The record is from RefSeq and is a predicted model, not a curated record. Gene Ontology annotation, biological process: DNA repair; protein ubiquitination; mRNA splicing, via spliceosome. The transcript has 5 exons. Lineage: Eukaryota; Fungi; Ascomycota; Sordariomycetes; Xylariales; Hypoxylaceae.